Messenger RNA from Pieris rapae (cabbage white), 976 nucleotides. It is a transcript of the gene Arl1, whose product is annotated as ADP-ribosylation factor-like protein 1. Lineage: Eukaryota; Metazoa; Arthropoda; Insecta; Lepidoptera; Pieridae. The coding region runs from base 200 to 742 and encodes 180 amino acids. The transcript has 5 exons. The record is from RefSeq and is a predicted model, not a curated record. Gene Ontology annotation, molecular function: GTP binding; GTPase activity. Gene Ontology annotation, biological process: intracellular protein transport; vesicle-mediated transport. Gene Ontology annotation, cellular component: cytoplasm; Golgi apparatus.
UGCUUACACGUCUAAUAUUAUUUGGUUGUAAAUUUCAAUUUUAUGUUUCUACCAUAAAUAUUCAUAAAUUAAAUACUGUUAAAAUUAUUCCACUCGUAAAGAGAUUUAUAUGUAUAUAACAAGACGUACAUGGAGAAAUAAAUUAUCUUUUCUCUCUUGAAAGAUUUAAUGUUUCCUAAGUCUAGGCUAAUCUCCUAAAAUGGGUGGCUUAUUCAGUUAUUUUAGAGGACUAUUAGGGGCGCGUGAAAUGCGGAUAUUGAUCCUCGGUCUAGACGGUGCCGGAAAGACAACAAUAUUGUACAAAUUACAAGUUGGCGAAGUUGUUACUACAAUUCCGACAAUCGGCUUUAAUGUAGAGCAAGUAACAUAUAAAAAUCUUAAGUUUCAAGUUUGGGAUCUUGGUGGACAAACAAGUAUCAGGCCCUAUUGGCGGUGUUACUAUGGUAACACAGAUGCAAUAAUAUAUGUUGUAGAUUCAGCAGAUAGAGAUAGAAUAGGAAUUUCGAAAGAUGAACUUGUGCAUAUGUUAAGAGAAGAUGAGUUAUCUAAUGCAAUACUGGUAGUAUUAGCAAACAAGCAGGAUAUGGCAGGCUGCCUCACCGUGGCUGAGGUGCAUCAAGCAUUGGGGUUGGAUGCUCUACGUGAUAGAACCUUCCAAAUUUUCAAGACAUCAGCUGUGAGAGGAGAAGGAUUGGAUCAAGCGAUGGACUGGCUUUCUAAUGCACUACAAGCAAGGAAAUAACACCAGCAUUUAUUUGAAGAGUCCUGGCUCGGCAGUGUCGGAACAAGUGAUGUAGUCAUAUUUACAGCCACUAGGUUAAGUACUUAGCAUCGCCGCCACUUUUGUCUAGUUCCUUGGAUCAACUGCUUUUAAUAGUGUUUUGCAUAGUUGUUACAAGAUAUGGCAAUUGUGAGGAACACAGGUGUCGGCCGAACCACGCCAGAGUGGCUGGUCAAUAUAUAAUAUAUCUAUUUA